UUAAAAAGAAACCAAAACACUAUUCCAGACUUCCACAUUUUUUCUCAUGAGGCCUCUGGGAGCCCAAGGAGCAGUAGUCUCUGUAAGGGAUCCUGCAGAGCAUUGUUCUCUGAGUGUGGCCUCCGAGAUCAGCCAGACCAGGCCAGUUCCAAGCCUGGUGACCCUGGGCAAGUCACCUGACCUCAGAGCCUUAAUCUCCUCAUCUGUAAAAGAGGGCGUUGGUGGAAUUUACCAAACAAGCCUUUUCUGUGAGAAUGAAACGAGGAAAUGCAAGUCAAGCAUGCAGCCUGGUGUUCUCAACACUCCAUCACUGCGACCAUUUCCAUCACGUGGUGCUCUUCAUUUUGCAGCCAGAAAACCAAGGCCCAGAAUGGCUAAAUGCCUUCUAACCCCCCGGGCCAGUGAAUCUAACUCAAUUGUUAAGGAUUAAUUCUCUGGGUGAAAGAAGUACUCAGUUGCUUCAAAGGCCUGGAUGGGAAUUAUUGACCCAGCACCACCUUCCCUGAGUCUAUUAGAUGUUAAAACAGGAGAUUUGAUGUGUAUUUGAAAAAGCUUUAAAUUGGUGAAAAUGGAUUCCGUUUCGGUAAAUUACAUUUGAUCCAUUCCUUUGCUUGAGCUACUGCAAGGUGGCACAGUUAGGUAGGGUUCUGCUGGAGACGAAACAGUGGUUAAAACUCAGUCCCAGGGCCCAGAACCUGUAGUCCAGUGGGAAAGAUGAGACAUAAACAGGGCAGAGUGAAGUAGGAGCCUCAGCAGAGGAGUGGGGCAGGCCCAUGUGUGGAGCUGAAGACCUCUGAGCGGGAGAGUGUCAGCAUCUGACAUAGGUGAGCAGGAUCUCUCAGCUGUUACAUUGUGCGGAGACUGUGGGGACCAGAGUGGGAGCAGGGACACUUGUAGGGAGGCUGUGUAAGAGUCCACAGGCAAGGUGAGGGCAUCUUAGGUCCCAGAAACAGCAUGCAGGUGGUGAGAGUCAAGGGAUCCUGGCUGUAUUCUACCGGUACCGCCAUCAUGAUGGCCUGACCAACUGGAUGUGGAUCUAAGAGACAGAGAAGUUACAGAUGACUCCAGGGUUUCUGACCUGAACGAUGUCACUAGCUAAGGUGGGGAGGGUUGAGGAAGGGUGUGGUACAAAUGGGGGACGGGGGUGCGGGAUUAGGGAAGCUCAGAUUUGAACAGUUGGGUUUCUGACGCCCAUCACACAUCCUACGGAGAUUUCGGUGGGCUGCCCCGGGGAGGCGGUGGGCGCUUCUUUACUGGAAAUUUUGCCUGAGUGAAACUUGGCUGUAUUUACCUUGUUGAGUGUUUCUGUUAACAUCUGAAACUCUGGGGAGAAUUAGGAUUCUUUAACCUUGUAGACCUAAAAGACACAGAGGCAGUUAAUUUCACUUAACACGAAUUUAUUAGAAACAGCUCCUUUAGAAAUCAGCGCUCUCUGAUCUGUAAUAAACCUUGUAAUUAACUUUGCCUGCUUGCUGGUUAUCUGUAAUAAACCUUGUAAUUAACUUUGCCUGCUUACUGGUUAUACCUGUGGGCAGCUGGACGGGGGAGUUGUGUUCAAAGGCCUGGGCAAAUACAGACGUUAUGACCAGAAGCCUGCUGUGGCAGCAGCGUUGAGGGAACCCAGCUCCCCCGGGCCCUGCCUAUUGCUUUCUUCCCGCAUGGUGGCCAGGUGGCUGCAGGUGGCCAGACACAGGUGCACCAGCCACCGCAGCGGGGUCAGAAGAUGAGCAGGUCUCAGAGGUGACCCCGAUUUCCUGGAAUCACCGUCAGGCCCCUGGCCAUCCCCAUUUCCCACGUGCCCCUUAGCUCUCAAGGGCAUCUUUGCCCUUUGAAAUAAAGCAACGCCGGGCUUGUUGCUGCAGGGGACAGUAUUAAAAUGUGACAUUGAAGUGGGGAGCCUGCACGGGCGUCCGCGGGGUCGCGCGGAGCAGCAGGCGACGCGGGACGAGGCACUGCUCCUGGGGCGGGAGGAAGUGGGAGGCUGCACCGCCGCUCAGGCUGGGCUCGGCUCCCGCGGCGCGGACGGGGUUAACGCGUUCGUGCACCGGGUGGCGGGCGGCAGUGGUGCAUUGUGGUAACGCGGCGCCGGGACCCACGAGUGCCCGCCGCCUCCGCCGGGCGGCCCACCGAGCUGUGCACGCGUCCGUGCAAGCCCCCGGGACCCGGCGCCAUGUAGCGCCCCGCCGAUCGGAGGCUGCCCCGCCGCGGGAAUGAAGGGACGCGGCUGCUGGGACACGGCCUCCCUGCGCUCCUUCUGCAGCUCCGGCUGCCUGAGUAAAUUUAAGAAGGAUGACUCUGGGGAUGACGACGAGGCUACCACUCCAGCUGACAAGAACGAGCUGCACCACACCCUGAAGAAUCUUUCCCUGAAGUUAGAUGACCUCAGCACGUGCAAUGACCUCAUCGCCAAGCACGGCGCCGCGCUCCAGCGCUCCCUGACAGAGCUGGACGGCCUCAAGAUCCCAUCCGAGAGUGGGGAGAAGCUGAAGGUGGUGAACGAGCGGGCCACCCUCUUCCGUAUCACAUCCAAUGCUAUGAUCAACGCCUGCAGGGACUUCCUGGAACUAGCAGAGAUACACAGCCGGAAAUGGCAGCGGGCACUGCAAUAUGAGCAGGAGCAGCGCGUGCACUUGGAGGAAACCAUUGAGCAGCUGGCCAAGCAGCACAACAGCCUCGAGCGGGCCUUCCGCAGCGCCCCCGGCCGGGCGGCCAACCCCUCUAAGAGCUUCAUUGAGGGAAGCCUCUUGACUCCCAAAGGAGAGGACAGUGAGGAAGAUGAAGAUACCGAGUACUUUGAUGCCAUGGAAGACUCCACAUCCUUCAUCACCGUGAUCACUGAGGCCAAGGAAGACAGAAAAGCUGAAGGUAGCACGGGGACAAGUUCUGUGGACUGGAGCUCAGCAGACAAUGUACUAGAUGGUGCCUCGCUCGUGCCCAAGGGUUCGUCCAAAGUCAAGAGGCGAGUCCGCAUCCCCAACAAGCCCAACUACAGCCUUAACCUCUGGAGCAUCAUGAAGAACUGCAUCGGUCGGGAGCUCUCCAGGAUCCCCAUGCCGGUGAACUUCAACGAGCCCCUGUCCAUGCUCCAGCGGCUGACAGAGGACCUGGAGUACCACCACCUGCUGGACAAGGCGGUGCACUGCACCAGCUCGGUGGAGCAGAUGUGCCUGGUGGCUGCCUUCUCUGUGUCCUCCUACUCCACCACGGUGCACCGCAUCGCCAAGCCCUUCAACCCCAUGCUGGGGGAGACCUUUGAGCUGGACCGCCUCGAUGACAUGGGCCUGCGCUCCCUCUGUGAGCAGGUGAGCCACCACCCCCCCUCAGCUGCGCACUACGUGUUCUCCAAGCAUGGCUGGAGCCUCUGGCAGGAGAUCACCAUCUCCAGCAAGUUCCGGGGAAAAUACAUCUCCAUCAUGCCGCUAGGUGCCAUCCACUUAGAAUUCCAGGCCAGUGGGAACCACUACGUGUGGAGGAAGAGCACCUCAACUGUGCACAACAUCAUUGUGGGCAAGCUCUGGAUCGACCAGUCAGGGGACAUCGAGAUUGUGAACCAUAAGACCAAUGACCGGUGCCAGCUGAAGUUCCUGCCCUACAGCUACUUCUCCAAAGAGGCAGCCCGGAAGGUGACAGGAGUGGUGAGUGACAGCCAGGGCAAGGCCCACUAUGUGCUGUCCGGCUCGUGGGAUGAACAAAUGGAGUGUUCCAAGGUUGUGCAUAGCAGUCCCAGCAGCCCCAGCUCUGACGGGAAGCAGAAGACAGUGUACCAGACCCUAUCAGCCAAGCUGCUGUGGAAGAAGUACCCGCUGCCGGAGAACGCGGAGAACAUGUACUACUUCUCAGAGCUGGCCCUGACCCUUAAUGAGCACGAGGAGGGCGUAGCGCCCACCGACAGCCGCCUGCGGCCCGACCAGCGGCUGAUGGAGAAGGGCUGCUGGGACGAGGCCAAUACCGAGAAGCAGCGGCUGGAAGAGAAGCAGCGCCUGUCGCGGCGCCGGCGGCUGGAGGCCUGCGGGCCCGGCAGCAGCUGCAGCUCGGAGGAAGCAGAGAAGGAGGCGGAUGCCUACACGCCACUGUGGUUUGAGAAGAGGCUGGACCCGCUGACCGGGGAGAUGGCCUGUGUGUACAAGGGCGGCUACUGGGAGGCCAAGGAGAAGCAAGACUGGCACAUGUGCCCCAACAUCUUCUGAGUGCCACCCUUGCAGCAAAUACAGGCGCCUGCACAGCCCGGCCCACCUGUUCAUUAAUGCACUCAAUUUAGUACUGAAUGGUCUUUCUCCCAGCCCAUUCCCAGCCCUUCCUGUUUCCUUUCCUACUUUUUUUUUUUCCCACACUUUCUUGGGACUCCCACCUUGGAAGGAGGAAGGGCUGACCUGGGUUCUCUUCAGCCCCCAGGUGCGCCGGGUCACCCAUGCCCCUUCAUUAUGGACCUGGGCCCUACUGGAACCCCUGCCCCAGUUACCACAACUCAGGCCGGCUGGCCCGGGCCACGGGCUGCGCAAAUCACCAGCCCCCAACCCAGGGAGGAACUGGCCCCUCCUAGGGAGCCUCUUCGACUUUUUUAGAAAAAUGAUCUCCAUUUCUUUCCAGCCAUGAUGUUUAGUAAAUAUUUUUAGUACCGCAGUUAGCAGACAGCUUUCCAAGUGUGCUUUCUUGCCACAAAAGUGUCCUGGCAAGAGCCCCUUAUUUUUAAGACAUCAGGAAGCCAGACCCCUUUUGAGUUGGGAUAAUUUUGUAGCUCAACAUAUCAAGUCCUCGAUGGUAUCUGAGCUGCCCACACCCCCACCUGCCAGGGCCCCACAGAACCCAAAACAGAAGGGGGCUGCCCCAGCCCAGCAGAGCACAGAGAGUUUCUCGAGCUCCCACCCACAGAUGCGGGAGGGGGUACUGAUGGCAUCCCCCAUAUGGAUUUGAGGGCAGCAGUCCCUGGCCUCGCCCUAGCCAGCCCAGGUGGCUCCCUAGCCCCAAGAGGCCAGGAAGGGCUGGAAGGCAGGGCCUGCAGGUGCUCCCCGCCCUGAGACCCAGGCCCCAAAUCAGCAAUAAUGAACAAACCCUUGGCCCAGCCUGGGCUGGUGACCCAGGCACCAGAGACCUUGCAUCCCUCCUCAUCCUAGGAGGCCCCUAGGGGUGCCCCAUCUCAGUGCCCCCUGAACUCUUUAUUUGCCUAAUUUAUAUAUAGAGAGAUAUAUAAAUAUAUAUAAAAUAGCUAUUUUGCUUAAAUUUCUACAGUAUGUAAAAGUGAAAAAAUGAUGAAGACGGGCGCACCUGUCUGAGUUUGGCCCUCAUGUCAGCUGUGCCCUUCCCUCUCCUCAUGCCCCCUUCCAGCGGCUUCUGCCAACCAUGGGGGGCUGGACCACCAUGGUCACUGACCCAGCCCCUCAAAAUCUCACACUCCAAUCCUUUCCAUUUCAGUUUAGUCCUAAAAGUUCAUCACAGGGUUUUUCUUUCUACUCCAGGACUGGUUUUGUUUUUAUAUAUACAUAAAAAAAAAAAGUGAAAACACCAAUGUGUGAAAUGCCUUACGAUGCCCACUGGAGAGGUGGGGUGGGGUAGGGCAGGAUGGCCCCACUGGGGCUCCCACAGAGCUGUGGAAUGUACCUCUCCCCAACACUGUUUUGUUAGCAAGCACCUUUUGACCAGUAAUAAAAAACCUUGGCUUUGGAGUUUUCCA
Chlorocebus sabaeus (green monkey) is the source of this 5668-nucleotide messenger RNA. It is a transcript of the gene OSBP2, whose product is annotated as oxysterol binding protein 2. The record is from RefSeq and is a predicted model, not a curated record. Gene Ontology annotation, cellular component: perinuclear endoplasmic reticulum; cytosol; plasma membrane. Lineage: Eukaryota; Metazoa; Chordata; Mammalia; Primates; Cercopithecidae. Gene Ontology annotation, molecular function: cholesterol binding.